Prosopis cineraria is the source of this 5085-nucleotide messenger RNA. RefSeq lists its product as uncharacterized. The transcript is spliced from 10 exons. Bases 1 to 4824 code for a protein of 1607 amino acids. Gene Ontology annotation, molecular function: protein binding. The record is from RefSeq and is a predicted model, not a curated record. Lineage: Eukaryota; Viridiplantae; Streptophyta; Magnoliopsida; Fabales; Fabaceae.
AUGUUCAACAUUGGCGUUUUGUAUGGGCCAGAUGAAGCAUUGGAAGGGCAUGGUGAGGAGAAAGGUAUUGUUGGUGUGCUUGAUGAUUUGAAAGAUCAAGUGUCACCUGACAACAGCAUACCCUUAUCUCCACAAUGGCUCUAUUCCAAGCCCAUUGACGCAAGGGUAUCAUCUACCAACACCGUGGUGGGGAAUGCUACUGAUCCCAUACUGAAAGAUAGUUGGCGUUUGGAUGGGUCUCAAGACAAGAAAGAUUGGAGGAGGACUGUCCCAGAUGUUGACAUUAGUCGCCGUUGGCGUGAAGAGGAGAGGGAAACAAGCUUACUUGGGAGAAGAGAUCGCAGAAAAGAAGAUCGUCGCUCAGAAAUCGCCUCAACACCUGAUAAUAGAGGCUUGUCUUCUGACCGUUGGCAUGAUAGCCGUAGUUCUGGCCAUGAGUCUCGUAGAGAGAACAAGUGGUCAUCGAGAUGGGGACCUGAAGAUAAGGAGAAGGAUUCACGGAGUGACAAAAGGAAUGAUGUUGAGAAGGAAGAUGCUUAUGUUGAAAAGCAAUCCUCUGGUGUUACUAACCGGGCAGGUUCUGAACGUGACACUGAAUCUCGUGAUAAAUGGAGACCACGCCAUCGAAUGGAAACUCAAGUGGGUGCCGUGGCCACAUACCGCGCUGCUCCUGGAUUUGGACUUGAAAAAGGACGUGUAGAGGCUUCCAAUGUGCGAUUUGCUCCUGGACGAGGAAGGGCCAAUAUCAAUGGGAACCUACAAAUUGGAAAACCUAUCUUGGGCUCUACUUUUGGGUCUGCACUCAUGGAUAAGAACAUAGUCAUAUUGGGAAAGCCUAGCCUUAACUCAGACUUAUAUUCCUACCCUAGGGGUAAGCUACUAGACAUAUAUCGUAAACAAAAGAUUGAUCUUACUGUUGACAUCAUGCCUGCUGGUGUGGAGCAUAUACCAACAGUAACUCAGCUUGGCUCUGUAGAACCAUUGGCUUUUGUUGCUCCAGCUUCUGAGGAAGAGGCUGUCCUUAGAGAUAUAUUGAGGGGGAAAAUUACUAGCAGUGAAGUCUCAAGCUACUCCUUUAGAGGCAAGGACGGAGGCUCAACUGAUGAUACAUCAGGCAUUGAUGAGAAUGUAAGGGAAGGAAAAAUCACUACCUCAAUUGGCAUGGGAGGAGGCGUUAUAUCAGGAUCUGAUGUCUUGAAUGGUGGUGGUGAUUUUAUUGGUGGACCUUCAAAUGCUGGUGCUUCAUUAAGAAAUAUAGUUGAUGACACUGCGACUUUUAAAGAAGGAAAUCAGAAGCAUAUGCAGACAAUUGAUGUACAUAGGAGAGAUGAGAACUCUGCCAGCAGCACUGGAGAGGCUAGUACCCCUGGUGACAAUGUUUCUAAACCGGGAAUUUGUGAAAGCCAGCAGGAACUGGCUCCAGUCCUUCAGAACCAUGCCAAUCAGGAUCUUAUUGAGUCACCUGCUGCCAUAGAUAUGAAUAGCAACUUGCCUAAUGAUUCUCGCUCUCUUUUUGAAUUUUCACGUCUGCAGCGAAUGCCAAGAAUUAAUGAACAAGACACGAUAACUAAUGAGAGGAAACAUUCAUCUGAGAUUGGUACCCCUUUGGAGGAGUUAAGUUUGUGCUAUCUUGAUCCUCAAGGGGUAAUUCAAGGACCCUUUCUUGGGAUUGACAUCAUUUUAUGGUUUGAACAAGGGUUUUUUGGGACAGAUUUACCAGUUCGAUUGUCAAAUGCUCCUGAAGGAUCACCCUUUCAAGAACUUGGUGAUGUUAUGCCUCAUCUUAAACUGAAAUCUGGAUCCAUUUCUGGGGGUAACCUGAUUUCUCAACCCCAACCUUCUGAGACCAGUGGAAGGAACCAAACAGUAAAUGCGCAUUCUCCUGACUAUGAUGGGUCUACCAUAGUAGAUGAUCAAUCUUGGGUUUCAUCUCAAUCUGAUGCUACCUUGAGUGUUGGUAUUCAUUCCCAAAUGCCUAGUCAAAAUUUUCACUCUGAAACCAGGUUCUCAAAUGAUCAGUCCUUCACAAAUUUUAUCAAGCAAGAUGACAACAUCUUAUCCAGAAUGGCCGGAAGCAGCAAUGAUAGCUCUUUGACAAGGCCUGCUGAUGUCCACACUUCACAUACCCAUCCUCCUGGAAAAAUGGUUGCGAGUGAAGUUUCUGGGAGUGAUACACAUAAUGAGGUUGAUAAGCUGCAUCCCUUUGGUCUAUUGAUGUCUGAGCUCAUAGAUGGUUCUUGUUUAAGGCGUGCAAAAUCUUCCAAUGUAUCUUCAAGAUUAGGUGAUGAGGGCCAUCAUGUGGAUCCAUUGCUUGAUAGAGAUGCUAUUUUUGUUGAUCAAGGCUCUCUUGGUGGUGUGGCUAAUCAUCCUUCAUACAGGGACACAUGGUCUGAUGAAUAUGCAGUAAAUAGGCAAUUUAAUCCCAAUGCUCGUAUAGGUUCUCUAGAUGAUCACUACUUGUCCCAUAUGGGACCAAAAUUUAAUAAUUUUGAUAGUGCAGAGCAUCUCAUGUUGCAGAAGCUGCAGAAGGAACGACUUCAACAGCAGAAUAGUCUACCUUCUCAUUUUGCUUCCCAUCAUACUGUGCCGGACUUAGAGAGAGUUCCAAGCCUUUCACUUUCUCAGAGCAGGAACUCUAAUUUUCAGCAGAUGAUCCAGACUUCAGGAUCAGAUUAUGAACAUCUUAUGGGACUUCAGAUUGAACAGCAACGCCAGCUUGAGCUUCAACAGCAGCAUGAGAUGCACCAACAACAGCUUCUCCAACAAAUGAAAUUACAGCAGCAAUCACAAGCUCAGCAAUUGCUUCUUGAACAAUUUAUGCAUCAGCAGAUACCUGAUCCUAAUUUCAGGCAGCCAAAACUUGAUCUUAUAAGGGAUGAUCUUUUUGAUCAGGUUCAGUUGAGGAGGCAGGUAUUGCAUGACUUGCAGCAGAAUCCUUGUUCCUUGAGGCAUCUUGAUCCAUCAAUGGAGCAGAUUAUCCGAGCAAAUAUUGGUCUCAAUGCUGUCCAAGAAAGGCAAUCUGACCUGUCGGAUCUCUUGUUGCAAGCAAGGCAUGGGAACAUCCUUCCCUCUGAACAGCAACUUCAUUUUCAGCAAGAACAGUUGCAAGCACAACAGCUAUCUAUGGCUCUGAGACAACAGUUAGGAUUGGAGGGGGAACAACAAUUUGGAAGGUCGUGGCCAAUCAAUGACACUGGACAUCUACUAAGAAAUUCUUCAACCCAUCGACUUACUUCCUCAGCAGGCUUUAAUUCCUCUGAUAUUCACAAAACGCAGCAUGGACUCUUGGCACAAGAUGAACAGUUAAACUAUCUGAGCAGGAAUCUUGCUGAGCAGAACCAUAGAGGGUUCUAUGAGCCUAAUUCUUUGAUGUUUGAGAGGUCUCCAACGGUUUCUCCUGGUGUUCCUGCAAUGAAUUUUGAUGGUGUAAAUGCUUCUGUCCAAGGAAUGGACCUACAAGAACGACCUCGCUAUAUGCAUCCCACUGAUCAAUUUAGUUCUUUAUCCUCUCAACAUCUACAAGCAUCUGAUGAACUCUUUGCUCGUCACCCGGAUGCAUACAAGCGUUCCCUUUCUGGUAACAACAGUCAUCUGGAAAAUAGUUGGACUGACCCACGGCUUCAACUACAACAUCUUGAAGCUGGGAGACACAGAAUAGAGCUAGGGGGUACCAUUUCAUCAGCUGAUCUAAACAUGCCUGCAUCUGCCGGAGCACGUGAUGAGAGUUCUGCACGAGGUUUAAUGGACCUACUUCAUCAUAAAUGGGGUCUUCAAUCCACACAAUCAUCAAAUUUUGAUAAUUGGCAUCCUCUGUCAUCAAGAAGUCAGGACAACUCUUGGCAUGCUCGGGAUUCUGACUCACUAAAUUAUCCUUUUGAGAUUUCACAAGAUCAACAAAUCCAUUUGAAUGAUCCAUUUGAAGAAAGGCCUGGAAGUGCCAAUUCCACAACCCAAAUACAAGAUCACCUUAUCAUGCAGAUGGCUGAUAAUUUAAGGAACAAUGAAAAAUUGCCUAUUCAGUCUAGAUCUGGAUUGAUAGUGGAAGAGCAGUCAUUCUUAUCUGCUAAUAAAGAUACUUUACAUACCAGUUACAGAAAUCCACUCUUGAUUGGUAAAUCAACUGUGGAAAAAGACUUACUUGAGUUGGAGGCAGAUAAGGGUCAGAGGCAUGAGUUUGUAGGAACAAUGAAAGCAUCGCUUUCAGGUAUCUCAGACUUGUCAGAACAAUUACAAAGCACCAUGAAUUCCAUGGAAUUGCCAGCUACUGCGCAUAGCAGACAUAGUUCACUAUGCAGCGCAGGCAGCGAUGGGGGCCCAUACAAUCGUGAGAUGGGUUUGAGUAAUUCACGGGUAGACGAGAUUCCUAAUGACAGGGUGUCUCCUUCAACGAAAGUACUUGAUAGUCAUUUCCAAAAGCGCCCUCCUGUAUCUCGUGUUUUAUCUUCCCCAGACGUUCAGUCAGACCAAUCAUCUUUACCUCAUGCUAGUGAUGGGAGAAGAGAGCCUUCUGGAAACUCGUCAAUUAGUACCGUGGUUGAUGCUCAGGCUUCUGGUAGAAAAGAGGUCCUAUUUAGGAGAACUUCCUCUGGUAGCGAUGGUGCAGUCUCAGAGACAUCCUUUAUAGACAUGCUUAAAAGGCCAAUUCUUCAUGAGAUGGACGCAGCCAGUGGAGCUGCCGCAGAAUCGUCUGAUGGUGGAUCACAAGCUGUUCGGAGCGGCAAAAAGAAGGGGAAAAGGGGAAAACAGAUAGAUCCUUCCCUUCUUGGUUUCAAGGUCUCUAGCAACCGGAUCAUGAUGGGUGAGAUUCAACGCCCAGAAGAUUGAUAGUUGCUUGUAGAUUAGCUGUAAAAAAAUUUUUAAAUGCUUUUCUUUUUUCUUUUUUAUAAGCCUCCUUAUAUUUGAUAAAGCGGCGAGGUAAGAUGUACAGUCCGCUAGAGCAUAGCUGUCAUUUUUUUGGGGGCACAUUUGGUUUUUACUAUUACAAAUAGGAUUCGUUAUUGAAAACCCAUUCGGCGUUGACUAGCGUGUUCACUGUACAGUAUUUCAUAAGUGUAUAUACGUGGGGGCAAUGGCCUUUUAUUGUUU